CCGCUUGUGUUGCCUUCGUCUUGGCUGGCUGCCCCCUCCUAGCACUUCUCGUGGCACGCCGUGGUCCAACCAGACGUGCGCACUAUCUAAUCUCUCCUCGCUCACUGGACCAAAACUACUAGUCCACCCUUUCGUCUCUUACCUCCAGCGCCGCCCAAAACUGCCGCCGCCUGCUCAACUCCGGCCGGUGCAAUUUCACCGACGGGGAACCGUUUGCCGCAUCCACUGGAGAUGCUCUGACAACAGAUGCACAACUCGUCUGCUAGGGCGAGAGAGAGGGGCUCGCAUGUAGACUAGCUAGCUAGGGGUACAUCGGGAUGGAGGUUGCGGUGGUCGUCGGCCCGAUAGUGAAGCUCCUGCCGAAGCUCCUAUCGGUGGUAGAUGGGAAACGGAAGCAGCUGGACAACCUGGAGGUGGACGCCGGGUUCAUCCGGCGCGACCUGCAGUCGAUCCAAGAAAUCAUUGGCCGCUCCAGUGGCGGCAGAUCCAUCACGGACCUCUGGGUCCGAGAUCUCAGGCGCCUGGCGGACGACAUGGAAGACUGCAUCGACCGAUUCCAGGUCGGGAAGAUGAGCAGAAUCCGUUUCGUCGGAAAGAUCGGCAAACUGAAGAAGCGGUCAAAGGAGACUCUCGAGCAGCUACAGAACUGCAUCAGCAUCGCUGGCGCCGCCGCACCUGAUCCCCCCGCUGCAGGUGGGGGCACCGAGGAUCCGGAGGAGCAGCUACUUGCUCUGCUUGCGCGGAGCCCAUCGGAGGGAAACCUCAAGGUGAUCUCCGUCGCCGGCUUCGGUGGAGCAGGUAUGACUCGCCUUGCCCACAAGGUGUACAGCAACAGGGAUGUGCUCAGCCAGUUCCCUCUGCACGCUUGGGUUCGUGCAGCGCCCGGCAUGAGUGUGCACAAGCUUCUUCAGAAAAUACAUGACCAGCUGCUGCUAAUUAGUAUGGCCAAGAAUCAUGGUGCCACUGCCUCCAGCUCCAAAAUCAAACCACAAGCCAACGGAGACGACGCCGAACAUGCUUCGACUGACCACCGGCUCACCGGAUUACUCAAGACCGGAAGGUAUUUGAUUGUGAUUGAUGGCGUGAAUACGCAUGACUUGUACGACGUGCUAUCUGCCUUCUCUUGGGCUGAUGGAGUGGAUGGCAGAAUUAUCAUGACGGCGGCAAUUCAGCUGCCAGAAGCAACAUGCUGCAGAUGUGGCAACGGUUCACCACUCGCCAUGGAUAGCACAAGCCAGGUUUUCAUUGGAGAGCUGACAGAGACUGGAUUUGUGGAGGCCUGCCUCCAUCUUCGUGACGACACACUAGCAAGAAUGCAACGCAGCAACAACGAGAUCCUAUCAAGUCCCAUUGUCCAGGACUUAUUGCUGUAUUUCUGCAUGUUCCCACGCGAUCAUCCUGUCAGGAGGAAUCCCCUGAUAAGGCGAUGGCUGGCUGAAGGACUUGUGUUUCCUCAACCAGAAACAGAGAGUUUUUCGCAGGAUGUUGCAGCCAAGAAUUUGGAGAGCCUCAUCACCCGCAAUGUCAUUCAGCCCAUUCAAGUGAGGAACUAUGGAAAUGUGAAGAGAUGCCAAACUUUUGGGAUGAUGCUUAACUCCAUUUCCAGCAAAUCCAAGUCACAGAACUUCAUCACCAUGCUGUGUGGUAGCGGCCAGACGACGGAGAGGAGUCCGGCUGGCAAGGAGAUUCGCCGGCUUUCCCUCCAUCUUAACGGUGCGGCAAAUGGGCCACUGAAUUUGCCAAAGGAAUUAUCUCGUCUCCAUACUUUGGCAGUAUUCCCUGAUGAUGCAAAUGUCGCCAGGCAUCAGGCUAAUUUGAAUUAUGCCAAGUAUAAGCUACUCCGAGUUUUGGAUCUCAAAGAAUGUGCUGAUGUGAAAGCAGAACAUGUCGGGAAAAUAUGUGACCUGUUGCUGCUCAAAUAUCUGAGCCUCGGGGACAGUAUUGACAAGGUUCCGAGGAAAAUAGCGAAGCUAAAAUGGUUAGAGACUCUCGACAUGAGGAGAACCCAGGUAGUGACGCUACCAAUUGAAGUCCUCCAGCUCCCUGGGUUGAAACACCUCCUUGGGAAGUUUCAGCUAGCUGAAGGUGACUGCACACAGAAGAAGCUAGAGAGGCUCAUGUCAAAAGAUAGUGAACUUCAGAGGCUUUCCGGAUUUGUCACCGACAAAAGCGAAGGGUUUGCGCAGCUGAUGAGUCGCAUGGGGAAGUUGAGGAAGGUGAAAAUAUGGUGCGAUUCCACCGCAGAUGUGACGAAACUGGUUCAUGUUUUAGGAGCCACAAAGAAAUUCAUUGGUGGAGGCCUGGAUAUGACAAGAGUCGAUCGUUCUUUGUCUAUCGACUUCCAAGGAUGCCCAACGGAAUGCUCAGAACAAUUCAUGGAUUCUCUGAAAGCUACAGGCCGUCUUACCUCACUCAAAUUGCGAGGCAAGCUGACGCAACUCCCUCAGUUCCGUGCAAAGCUGAACUACAUCGAGGAGUUGUGCCUCUCAAGGACUAAUCUGAGCGGUGACACAAUCCUAAGUAGCCUGUCUGGACUGAAAAUGACACUGAAAUAUCUCAAGCUGGUAGAAGACAGGCUUGGUCACUUGGUCAUAAAACCAGAGCAUUUCCGAAGCUUGAAGGGGUUAUGCCUCGUGGGCGAGCAAAGUCUGGAGGGCAUAACAAUCCAAGAUGAAGCUAUGCCCUACCUUGUGUCACUUCAUAUACUUUGUGAAGCUCUAGGUGAUCUUCCAGGAAUCGACAUCACACGCAUGGCAAGGCUAAAAGAAGUCGCGCUCCAUUCUGGAGUACAAGAUACGAUAAAGGAUGGGUGGCAAGCAGCUGCAAUGAACCAUCCUAAUAGGCCCAACGUUUUGUUUAUCCAUCAUGCUAACUCGUCGCCUAGAGACUCUCCGCCGUGUGAAGCAACAGGGGAUAUUGUAAAUCGGACCAAACCUGUUGGGAGAAAAUUCGCCGCCUCCAUCAUGGGGGGCAUCUUUUCUCGUGCACGGCCAAGAUCCUGAUGCACUGAAGCAAGUCGCAUCGAUCAUGAGCAAAACUUUUUCCAACCAUUCGCCGAUUGAUGAUGUGUGUGCUGCAUAUACCUGGCCAUGGGAAGCCCGGCCCGGCCGGCCCGGCCCGAAAAAGCCUGACCCGGCCCGGCCCGACGCUGCCCCCGGGCCGGGCUCGGGCCUAGAUUUUGAGCCCGAAGGUCGGGCCGGGCCGGGUCCGGGCCGUCAUUUGUGCGCUUUCCUGAAGGUCGGGCCGGGCCGGCCCGAAGCCCGACGGGCUUUUAGGUGUUCGGGCCGGGCUCGGGCCCAAAAAACAGGCCCGUUGGUUGGGCCGGGCCGGGCCUGGGCCUGGGUUUUUUGCGUCGGGCUUGGCUAGGCCCAGCCCGGCCCGAGGUAUGGCCAGGUAUAGUGCUGCACGAUGCGGCCUUCGGGAGGUGUGACUUCUCCUUUGCGAGGUGGCUGCUGGUGGUGAGUAGAGUGAGAUGAUGCAUCCUCUUCGUGAUGAUUGAUGAUGUCAUGAUAAGAAAUUUACGAGUGAAUUCCGCCGAUAACGUUUCAUGGCAAGAACGGAGCCAGCCAUACAGGUACAUUGUGUAGAGAUGUUGCUGAUUAGAGAGUUUGUUAAUUUGAUUCGAUAAUGAGUUUAUACAAUGGAACAGCCACACUUCUCUAUUUUGCAAAUGCAUCGAAUAAAGGAAGUUCAGGCAAAAAAAAAAAAAAGAAAAAGGAAAAAAGGAAGGCCACAAGCAACAUAACAGUUGAAGGAAAGUUCAACUAUUAGAUAGCCUAUCAUGCCCUCUGCCAUAAAUCCUUUUGUAACCAGGGAGGGAGAUGGCGUAUAUUUACUUGUGCAAAAAAAGAGAGGCUAUAGUACUA
Triticum aestivum (bread wheat) is the source of this 3866-nucleotide messenger RNA. RefSeq names its product disease resistance protein RGA4. The record is from RefSeq and is a predicted model, not a curated record. Lineage: Eukaryota; Viridiplantae; Streptophyta; Magnoliopsida; Poales; Poaceae. Gene Ontology annotation, biological process: defense response to other organism. The coding region runs from base 318 to 3002 and encodes 894 amino acids. Gene Ontology annotation, molecular function: ADP binding. The transcript is spliced from 3 exons.